AUGUCGUCCUCGCUCGGUGCCCAUAAAGCCCUCGUCGCUCGGUCUUAUCCGCUGUUCUCGACACCCUUUUCACCUCUUCCACAGCAUCAAUUUCGGCGCCGUGAUAUCUACCUUACAUCCCGUGGCCACGCUUCAUCUUCCAAAACUCAUACUCGUCCCUCAUCCUCCGCCCAGCCAGCCACAUCCAGAGUCCCUUCUACAUCUUCAACUGCAACUACAUCUCCAGCCAACGAUGUCAAUCCGCCACCCAGCACUCGUCCGGCCGAUCUCAACCUUCCAGACCCGGUUUCACGCUCCGCCGCAACGGCUGAUAAGCUAAAACGCUAUAUCGCAAUGGGCCGUGCAUACCUUUCUUUCUACAAAACCGGCCUCAAAAAUGUUUACCAUAACUAUCGCGCCUCAUUGCCUAUCCGUCGCUCGCUCGGUCUUCCCGCUUACCUUCCUACCUCUCCUCCGCCUGCUCCACCAUCGUCCAAUUCUCAGAGCAACAAGAGCACUGCAUUCCGCAAAGCGAUCGAGUCUGUUAAACUCAGCCGCUCAAGUUUCCAAUUGGUCCGUCGCGCUGCCUACGAUGUCCGGCGCAUGAUCCCUUUCACUCUCAUUCUCAUCGUGUGCGGGGAGAUGACACCCUUAGCUGUCCUAGCCUUGGGGAACGCCGUCACGCCGUUCACCUGUCGUGUCCCUCAGCAACUUGAGAAGGACCGCGCGCAGCGGGUGGCCCGGAAACGCGCCGCUUUAGUUGCGCAGCAGGCAGCCACCAGCGGGUCCGUUACGCCGCCUGCCGCGGGAUCGGAUCUGGAGCUGGAUAUUCUGGUCAAGAUGUAUACAAAUCUGGAAUGGAUCGAGAGUGCGAGCGCCGAGGAAAUCCUGCGCGCGUGUGCGGUGCUGAAUCUCGUGAAGACACAUACUAGAUCUUCCGUGUUACUGUCGCUGUACCGGGCGAGGCUGCAGCGGUAUGCAGAGUACUUGUCUUUGGACGAUCAGUUGAUUAGGCGCUGUGGAGGUGUUCGAGCGAUGGAGGGUGCAGAGGUCAGGACUGCAGUGGAGGAGCGCGGUGGUGUUGGUGUGACCGAGGGUAAGGGGGGCUGGGAUGCGGAGAGGGAUGAGAGACGCUGGCUGGAGAAAUGGCUAGAGAGGAGGUAA
This is a messenger RNA of Aspergillus oryzae RIB40, 1143 nucleotides long. RefSeq lists its product as uncharacterized. Gene Ontology annotation, biological process: intracellular monoatomic cation homeostasis. The coding region runs from base 1 to 1143 and encodes 380 amino acids. The record is from RefSeq and is a predicted model, not a curated record. Gene Ontology annotation, cellular component: mitochondrial inner membrane. NCBI's taxonomy places the organism in Eukaryota, Fungi, Ascomycota, Eurotiomycetes, Eurotiales, Aspergillaceae. Gene Ontology annotation, molecular function: ribosome binding. The transcript has a single exon.